AUGCCCAAGCCCACCGCGCUGGCCAAGCUGCCUCUUGCUCAGUUGCAGGAGCUUAUGGUCCGGUGUGGUCUGCCAAAGUCUGGUCCCAAGUUUCAGCUAUACAACCGUAUCCGAACCGCUGCUAGAGAGCACAAACCUUUAAGGCCUGACUCUCGCAUCCUCAGCAUCGACCUGGGUCUCAAGAACUUUGCCUACAGUGUUCUCACUCCAGUUUUGCAAGACAGCAAAGCCAAGGCCCAAGAGUAUCCUUUGCCUGGAGACGAAGGGAUCGGGUUCAACAGGGCCAUGGCCGAGAAGAACCCCGUUACUGGAGACAAAGGUACCAGGUUCAACAGGCCAGGGGGAGAGGGUGUCCUUGACACGGCCUCGUUCUUCGAGAAGCUUGAAUCAACCCCGAACAACGACUUGGUCAAAACUCUCGAACCAAAUCUAAUGACUGAAACGAAGUAUGAUAUACGCAACACUACAAGGCAUGUGGCUGACCUGCACGAAUGGCGCCAUCUCAACCUUCUGCCAUGGCUUGAGAAGAACAAUAUCGACGGAAGGAAUACGGACGCCAUCGGGGAGAACUUUGCCCCCAACGCCAUGGCCGACAUGGCCUACCGCCUUAUCACGGAACAUAUCCUGCCCAAAAACCCCACCCACAUUCUCAUUGAGCGUCAGCGCUUCCGCACCGCCAACGCGGCCGGCAUCUUUGAGUGGACCGUCCGUGUAAACAUGCUCGAAUCCAUGAUCUACGCCAUCCUGGAGGUCAUGAAAGCCCGCGGCGAGUUCAAGGGCGUCGUGGUUGCCGUACCGCCCAAGCGCGUGGUCAACUAUCUUGUGGACAAGUACGAACGCGAGAUACCCGAACCCAGCGAACUUCACAAGCCCAGAAGGUCCAGGCCAAAGCGGGUACCGGCAAAGAUGUUGCCUGUCGAUGAGAUUUCACCCGAGGAGGACCAGGAUGACGAGCUUCUCAACCCGUUCGCGGAGCCCGUCAACGUUGACGACAAGGAAGUCAAGGCCAAGAUCAAGGACGUUAAGAAGGCCCGCAUGUUGCUUUUGGCUUCUUGGUUCAGGAAUCAGGAGAAGCUCGGUCUCGCAACCAAGGAGAUGCAGCGCAUGGCCGAGUAUUUCAAAUUGAAAAACGACGCUGUAAUAAUGCCGGAGCCAAAGGAUCUCCCCAAGUCUCUUGGCGUUGGCACGUUGAUGGGCAAGAGAAUGGAGAGGACGGAGCGCGUUACCAAGGGCGAACACAUUGAGAAGAUGGACGACUUGUGCGACUCGGUUACUCAGGGACUCGCCUGGAUGGAGUGGGGGUUGACGUUGGAGGAAGCUAUCAAGAGGAAGCCGUGGAUUAUGGACGAUAACGUGGCACCGGAGAAGCCUAAGCUGGGCAUUCCGGAGAGGAAGAGAACAACGGGCGGAGGUCGAUAA
Sordaria macrospora k-hell is the source of this 1419-nucleotide messenger RNA. Lineage: Eukaryota; Fungi; Ascomycota; Sordariomycetes; Sordariales; Sordariaceae. The record is from RefSeq and is a predicted model, not a curated record.